AUUUGAGGAAGCUCAUGGGUUCUUUCAACUAAUAAGCGCCUCCCCGUCGCUCUAAAGGACAUUAUAAUGCAAGGGACCUUCUUUUUUAACCACAAACCGAAUUUUCGUUCAUUUAGACGAUAUAUACUUUAUAAAUUGCCAAAGUUGUAGGAUUUUUUUUGGAACUCGUUUCGCCCUGGAGCGGUACGCUAUGCUUUCCCAUGCCGACCUCCUGGAUGCUCGGCUCGGUGAGUUAUCAUCGCUCAACUCCAGCCCCAAACUGCACUGGAUGAAGGAUGCGGCGGAGCUACUCGGACACCGAGAAGCUCUUAAGUGCCGACUGGGAGGAGUGCAGGACCAGGGGCAUCCGGGGGAAAUGGCCCCUGGUCCGGACUCUGUAGAGGGGAGCACUCUUUUGCCCGGAGACGACAUCUCGUCUGUGGGAUCCAACGCAACCGGCAUGCAGGUGAACGGAAAAGACCAAGAUAAACAACAACAGCAGCAGCAGCAGCAACAACAGCAGCAGCAGCAGCAGCAGAACUCCGGUCAGUCGUCGAACCAACAGAAGCAGAAGCGACACCGGACCCGCUUCACCCCGGCUCAGCUCAACGAGCUGGAGAGAAGCUUCGCUAAAACUCACUACCCUGACAUCUUCAUGCGCGAGGAGCUGGCUUUAAGGAUCGGUCUCACCGAGUCCCGCGUGCAGGUCUGGUUCCAGAACAGACGCGCCAAGUGGAAGAAGAGGAAGAAGACUACCAAUGUCUUCCGCUCCCCGGGAACGCUGCUUCCCACACACGGCCUGCAGCAGUUCUCCGCCGCGGCAGCCAUGGAGAACAGCUUGUGUUCCUUCCAUGCCAACGAUUCGCGUUGGGCCACGGGGAUGCCCGGGGUGUCCCAGCUGCAGCUCCCGCCAUCGCUUGGUCGCCAGCCCGGCAUGCCGCAGUCCUUGUCACAGUGCAGCCUCGGACCCGGACCCCCCAACUCAAUGGGCCUUUCCAACGGCCUGUCCUCCAACGGCUCCGGGCUGCAGUCCCACCUCUACCAGACGCAUUUUCCAGGAAUGUCGGCCUCUAUUUCGGGACCCAACAACGGGGGCUCCCCGCAGCUGUGUAGCUCCCCGGACAGUGAUAUGUGGAGAGGGACAAGCAUCGCGUCUCUUCGACGCAAGGCGCUGGAGCACACAGUUUCCAUGAGUUUCACCUAGUGACUUUUAACACACGCAUAAUCCCGUGGCUCUUUUAAUUUUAUUAUUUUAACACCAUGUGUGAUCAAGAUGAGAGAACGAGUCUGAAUUACUAUGUCAAGCAGGAGACUGACUGACUGUCGUCUAGAAUAGGAAUUUGAGAAAACCGCUAUUUAUCCUCGACUUGGGGUUAUUCAUCUUGAUCAUUUAAAGGAUUUGGUCCACUAUUGGUGAUAUUGUAACGAUCUAGCCACGAUAGGCCGCAUUAAUGAGAACCAAACAAUCGUCGUAUUUAUGUUUUCACGUGGGUGCAUCUUUAUGCGCUCCUUUGUUAUUGUGUUCAGGUGAAAUUGUGUUAUAUUAUGUCAAAGGGAAAACUAUGAGGUGAGUCAACGUUUUCACACACACACACACACACACACACACACACACACACACACACACACACACACACACACACACACACACACACACACACACACACACACACACACACACACACACACACACACACACACACACACACACACACACGCACCAUAGGUGGGCCAAUCAAAGUGGUUCUCUGAGGCAUGCGCAAUGCACGUGGAUUUAACACUUGAAGUAUUUAGAAAGAUAACGGUGCCCAAAUAAUAUGAAUACACACUUUUGCUCUAGGUGGCAGAAACCCUCGCCUGCAUGAGGCGAGAGAGUAUAGGCUCCUACUACAUUUAAGUCGAUCGGAUUUUCAGUAGGCCUACUCUGUUUUAGGAUGUUUUGUGUAGAUGAAACAUUCUUGCUAUGUACCCGCUGGUAUUUUUGUGACAUGUUUUAACUUAUUGUCUGUGCUAAUUACUGACACAUUUCUUAAAUGUUUGAUCUUACAUUCAAAUACACCUUAUUGACGGGUUUGUACCAAUUUAAAUGACAAAUAAAAAGGAUUUUGAAGAAUGUCAA
Molecule: messenger RNA, 2098 nt
Organism: Gadus macrocephalus (Pacific cod)
Lineage: Eukaryota; Metazoa; Chordata; Actinopteri; Gadiformes; Gadidae
Product: homeobox protein orthopedia B-like
Exons: 3
Coding region: 191-1183 (330 amino acids)
Biological process (GO): regulation of DNA-templated transcription; neuron differentiation
Molecular function (GO): DNA binding; DNA-binding transcription factor activity, RNA polymerase II-specific
Source: RefSeq, a predicted model, not a curated record